Haplochromis burtoni (Burton's mouthbrooder) is the source of this 1987-nucleotide messenger RNA. It is a transcript of the gene grsf1, whose product is annotated as G-rich RNA sequence binding factor 1. Gene Ontology annotation, biological process: regulation of RNA splicing. Bases 121 to 1323 code for a protein of 400 amino acids. Gene Ontology annotation, cellular component: ribonucleoprotein complex; nucleoplasm. The transcript has 11 exons. Lineage: Eukaryota; Metazoa; Chordata; Actinopteri; Cichliformes; Cichlidae. Gene Ontology annotation, molecular function: RNA binding. The record is from RefSeq and is a predicted model, not a curated record.
ACCGGAUAUUGAGAAUGUGAAACUUAACUAUCAUUUUCACAUUCUCGAGCGCUGCCCUUGACUGUCACCGACCCACAACAAACUGUCUGUUAUUGACCUGACUUCCGGCUUGGUUCGGCUAUGAUGUCCUGCAGCGGUAAAUCUCUGUGGUUUUUACUGCGGCGGUGUGUCGCAGUCAGACAGCUAACGGUACCGACAGCUUCACGCAUGUGCGGCUUCACUCAGCAGCGAACUUUGACUUCGGCGGCCCGGACAGCCUGUCUCCAGAGACUGUACGAGCUGCAGCCCGCAGUUAGAAGCAGCCAGAGCCGCUUCUGUACUAAGACAGGAGGAACCUAUGAGGAUGACUACCCACCUCUGCCGGCCUAUCAUCCUGAAUCAGAACCAGAGUCCAGGGAGGUUUACAUCGUGCAGGUGAAAGGUCUCCCAUGGUCCUGCACCACUCAGGACCUUCUGCAGUUCUUCUCAGAGUGUAGGAUACGUGAUGGGGUGAAAGGCAUCCACUUGACUUUGGACAGGCUGGGGAGGCCGUCAGGACGAGCCUUCAUCGAGAUGGAGCACGAGGAGGACGUCAGCAAAGCACUGGAGAAGCACCGGCAGUACCUCGGCCCACGAUACGUUGAAGUGUAUGAAGUGACGAACGGUGACGCUGAAGUCAUCCUGAAGAAAGCCACCCAGCCUCUAGGAGCUGAUGGCGUGGUGCUGCUCAGAGGGCUCCCCUUCACCUGCACUGAGGAUGACAUUGUCCACUUCUUUUCAGGUUUGGAGAUAAUGGCGAACGGGAUCACCAUGGUCACAGACUCCAGGGGAAGAAAGUCUGGAGUGGCUUAUGUGCAGUUCACGUCUCAGGAAGCAGCUGAUGAAGCGCUGCAGAGAGACCGAGAGAUCAUAGGGAGCAGAUACAUCGAGGUGUUUCCCAGCAGAAGAGAUGAGAUUCACUCGACCUGGAGGAAGAGAACGAGUCCAUUUCCGUCUCAGUCCAGGCCUCAGUCAGUGGACAGGAGUGCCCCUGAAAACAGAUCACCUGCUUCGCCUCCUCCGUCACUUCACCUUCAGAGCUCCACCGUACCGCUACACUACAUCCACGUGAGGGGACUUCCUUUCCAGGCUUCUGGGGAAGACAUAGUGAAGUUCUUCUAUCCUCUGGCCGUGUGUAAGAUCCUGAUCGAAUGUGGUCCCGACGGCAGGCCGAGCGGAGAGGCUGACGUUUACUUCCACUGCCACAGAGACGCCGUGGCCGCCAUGUCCAAAGACAGGAUGAACAUAGGCGAGCGAUACAUCGAGUUAUUUCUCAACUCUGUUGCAGACGGUGACGGCAGGUGAACGUUGACACACAGGAUUCCUAUAUUUAUUUUCCAGCCUGACGUGGACAUCGAAUAAACAUUCCUGGUGUCAAAGACAAAGCAGUCCAUCUUUAUUUAAUCAAAUGUAAUAUUCCUGUAAUGCUUUUUUGAUUUUAUUCUGGAGGUUUGCAUCUCCACUUUAAAAUGAAAGAAAGAGGCGAACACUUGUAAAUGCUCAUGUUUAUUGUAAGCCAAGAAGCUGUUCCACUUCACCUGUUAAUCAUCAUCAGCCACAAAAAAAAAAAAUAAAGAUUUAGUUUUUAAAUCAACAGAACAUAAGUUAUAAACCUGUCUUCACUUUACCUCAGCCAGGCAGAGCCGUGCAUCAAAAGUGCUGAAACACAUUCAGUUUAUCCAGAGCAAAAAGCCUUCGGUCUAAAAAUGUAUGAUUCACCUGCUACAGUUUAAAACACACCAGCCUCAGAUGUGACUUCAUGCUACAUGACUGAUUUUAAGCCUUUUUGUUAAUGACACUUCUAAUACACAACAGCAGGAAAGAAAAAGCAGCUUUGUGACCUUAAGAAUCAGGUGAUCAUUUGCAAAAUACAUUUAUUAUUUCUCAUUACAUGAAACGAGCUGAGCUUAGCAUAAAGAAGGGAAACGAGUGCCGACUAACACAACGUUGCAAAAAUGAAACACUGCAU